ACAUAUCCUCCAGUGAGGACUAAAAAAAAAAAAAAAAGAAGAAAAUGUUAAAAAAAAGUAUUACUAAAGAAACAGAGAUGGCCGCCAAGAGGAGCUCCCUGACCGCACCGGCCUCGCCCCCGCUGCCGGUGCCGGGCGCGGAGGCCGAGUUCAUCCGAGCCUUCCACAAACAGGCCUUCGAGUACAUCUCUGUUGCUCUGCACAUUGAUGAGGAUGAGAAAGCAGGACAAAAGGAGCAAGUGGAAUGGUAUAAGAAAGGUAUUGAAGAACUAGAAAAAGGAGUAGCUGUCAUAGUUACAGGACAAGGUGAACAAUGUGAAAGAGCUAGAUGCCUUCAAGCUAAAAUGAUGACUAAUUUGGUUAUGGCCAAGGACUGUUUACAACUUCUAGAGAAGCUGCAACCAGUUUUGCAAUUUUCCAAAUCACAAACAGACGUCUAUAAUGACAGUACUAACUUGACAUGCCACAAUGGACAGCUCCAGUCAGAAAGUGGAGCAGUUCCAAAAAGAAAAGAUCCCUUCACACAACCUAGUUAUUCGCUGUCUCGUUCAAAGACAGUUAUGAAAGCUGGAUCCACAGGUCUUUCAGGCCACCACAGAGCACCCAGUUGCAGUGGCUUAUCCAUGGUUUCUGGAGUGAGACAAGGCCCUGGUCCUGCAACUGCCACUCAUAAGAGUACACCCAAAACAAAUCGAACAAAUAAACCUUCAACCCCUACAACUGCUGCUCGUAUAAAGAAAGACUGGAAGAAUUUUAGGAACGUGGACAGUAACCUUGCGAACCUUAUAAUGAAUGAAAUUGUAGACAAUGGAACGGCUGUUAAAUUUGAUGAUAUAGCUGGCCAAGAAUUAGCAAAACAGGCACUACAAGAAAUUGUCAUUCUUCCUUCUCUGAGGCCUGAGUUGUUUACAGGGUUUAGAGCUCCUGCCAGAGGAUUGUUACUCUCUGGUCCACCUGGAAAUGAGAAAACAAUCCUGGCUAAAGCAGUAGCUGCAGAAUCUAAUGCAACCUUCUUUAAUAUAAGUGCUGCAAGCUUAACUUCAAAAUAUGUGGGAGAAGGAGAGAAGUUGGUGAGAGCUCUUUUUGCUGUGGCUUGAGAACUUCAACCUUCAAUAAUUUUUAUAGAUGAAGUUGAUAGCCUUUUGUGUGAAAGAAGAGAAGGAGAACAUGAUGCUAGUAGAUGCCUAAAAACUGAAUUUCUAAUAGAAUUUGAUGGUGUACAGUCUGCUGGGGAUGACAGAGUACUUGUAAUGGGUGCAACUAAUAGACCACAAGAGCUUGAUGAGGCUGUUCUCAGGCGUUACCAUGUGUCUUUGCCAAAUGAGGAGACACGACUACUUUUACUAAAAAAUCUAUUAUGUAAACAGGGAAGCCCAUUGACCCAAAAAGAACUAGCACAACUUGCUAGAAUGACUGAUGGAUACUCAGGAAGUGAUCUAACAGCUUUGGCAAAAGAUGCAGCGCUGGGUCCUAUCCGAGAACUGAAACCAGAACAAGUGAAGAAUAUGUCUGCCAAUGAGAUGAGAAAUACUCGAUUAUCUAACUUCACUGAAUCCUUGAAAAAGAUAAAACGCAGUGUGGGCCCUCAAACCUUAGAAGCACACAUAGGUUGGAACAAGGACUUUGGAGAUGCCACUGUUUAAGAAAAUACCUUUGUAAGCCUACAGAACCUUUUCUUAUCAAGAGAGAAACACCAUCUUCAGUGAAUAGUUAUCAGCUACAGAAACUCAGCCUAAGUUUA
This is a messenger RNA of Myotis davidii, 1741 nucleotides long. RefSeq names its product spastin-like. NCBI's taxonomy places the organism in Eukaryota, Metazoa, Chordata, Mammalia, Chiroptera, Vespertilionidae. Gene Ontology annotation, cellular component: microtubule cytoskeleton. Gene Ontology annotation, molecular function: ATP binding; ATP hydrolysis activity. The record is from RefSeq and is a predicted model, not a curated record.